AUGCCGACUGCUGCCACAGCUUGUAAUUGGUAUGUGCGGGAGCCCCUCGUGCUCCUAAGUGUUUGGCAGGUCGCAACUACAAUCGUCAAUCUGGCUGCAUCUUUCGUCGGUGCCUUGCAGGAUAAUAUCCGCCAGGCCCUCAACCUCGAUCCAUCUGUCGCCAACAGCACUCCUGCCGACCUCUUGCAACGCGCCCAUCUCUGGUUCAGUGAACAAGAUACCUCAGUCCUUGCCGCAAUCACCCUUACUGCCAUCGCGGUAAUCAUGUCUUGGUCAUCUCGGUUCGGCUCCUGGUCUGGACGCUUCUCGCCUUUCGGCCGUUCAGGAGGUUCCGCUCAGGUCAAAGACUCGGACUACAGUUAUAUCACCUCGGACGAUCUGAAGAACGCCGAACAAAGAGAGGCCUCCCCUACACCAUCCGGUCCGCCCAGGGAUACCGAUGUCAUCAUCCUCAAGAGCAAGCGCAUCAGCUACCCUGUACACUUUCCCGCCUACGCGAUGGAAAAGGGCGAACUGAAAGUCGGAUCUGUCAGAGAGCAGGCCGCAAAAAAGACUGGUGCGGACAAGCGACACAUCAAGCUCUUUUUCAGGGGCAAGAACUUGAAGGAGGACGGCAACUCCUGCCGUGCUGAAGGCCUCAGACACAACAGCGAGAUCAUGUGUGUGGUAGGAGAUGCUGUACCCGAAUCCAUGAGUUCAAGUGACUCCGAAGGAGAAGAGGCAGACGCUGAUGGGGGUGAUGCGCCCAAGAGGAAGCGUAAUCGCAACAAGAACAAAAAGAAGAAGUCCAAGAAGCCAGCAGCACCUGCUCGAGACGACAUUUCGAGAACGCAAUCGCCGCGUCCUGCACCUGUCCCACUCACACCUAUGGACAAAUUGAAUGCUGUCAACUCGACUCUCCAGACCCUGCUGCCGCAAUGUGUCCAAUUCCUGGCUAGUCCUCCGGCGGAUCAGGCAAAGAAAGAAUAUGAACACAAGCGACUCAGUGAGACUGUACUUGCUCAAGUGCUCCUCAAGCUGGACGCUGUCGACACUGACGGUGAUGCGGAAGCAAGAGCUAGAAGAAAGGAACUUGUCAGGGAGGCACAGAAUGUCCUCAACAGUUUGGACGACAAGAUAAAGUCAUGA
This is a messenger RNA of Aureobasidium subglaciale EXF-2481, 1128 nucleotides long. RefSeq lists its product as uncharacterized. Gene Ontology annotation, molecular function: adenyl-nucleotide exchange factor activity; protein-folding chaperone binding. The transcript has 2 exons. Gene Ontology annotation, biological process: protein stabilization. The coding region runs from base 1 to 1128 and encodes 375 amino acids. The record is from RefSeq and is a predicted model, not a curated record. Lineage: Eukaryota; Fungi; Ascomycota; Dothideomycetes; Dothideales; Saccotheciaceae. Gene Ontology annotation, cellular component: cytosol; nucleus; membrane.